Molecule: messenger RNA, 3157 nt
Organism: Trichogramma pretiosum
Lineage: Eukaryota; Metazoa; Arthropoda; Insecta; Hymenoptera; Trichogrammatidae
Product: diphthine--ammonia ligase
Exons: 13
Coding region: 674-2806 (710 amino acids)
Biological process (GO): protein histidyl modification to diphthamide
Molecular function (GO): diphthine-ammonia ligase activity
Source: RefSeq, a predicted model, not a curated record
UGUAUAGAUAAAAGAAAAAAGUAAAAAAAUGAUAUAUGUAUAUAUCCUAAGUAUAAUAUGCGCAAAGCAAGGCUGGCCCUCGCGCUUGGAUAACCGAGCGGCGCAGUGGUGAAGUUGCGGCACUCGGGUCGUCAUCUACGUCGCCUGCAGCACUCCUGCUGUGCCCAUUGACACCGCCACCGACGAGCGACGACGGGGGCAGACCCGAAUCCCGAUAACAGAGAGAGAGUCGGAUAAGCGACGGGGAAGCUUCACUCGCCCUCACCGGCCUCCGCCGCCACUUUCCCUAAUUCGAUCCCGUAACCCGUUAUAACACAUCGCUCUUGUCGUUCGAUUGGCCGUGCGUGCGCUACACACGAGUGUCUGCCAGAUCAGCGCGUGCAUCGUCAGUGUGACAUCUGGCCCUUGUAUCGUCGUUAUACACUGACACAGUGACUGGACAUGCGAUUCACUCUGGACAACGUGAGUUUUUCCCGCAGGCAUCGGCCAGAAAAAGUCAACGCCGACUGAGCCAGUUGGAUGCUCAUCGAGAACCUAUUUUGCUUAUGCUUUUUUUACCGUGUUCCGACGUAAAUGGCCAUAUGAGCAGAAAUAUCAACGAUUGAAUUGUCUGAAUCAUAUUUUUAUCUAUAUUACACUAUAUUUGGAAACAUCAGACUAACUUUAUAUCAAAAUGAAGACUGUAGCAUUAAUAAGCGGUGGCAAAGAUUCUUGCUUCAACAUGAUGCAGUGCCUUGCUGCUGGGCACGAAAUUGUGGCCCUGGCAAAUUUGUAUCCAAUUGGAAAAGAUGAACUGGAUUCAUACAUGUUUCAAACAGUUGGUCACCAAGGAGUAGAGUUUAUUGGAGAAGCAAUAGGAUUACCUCUUUACAGGGAGCCUACAACUGGCCAAUCUAAGAUGCAAGAAAAAAACUACCAACCUACUGAAGAAGAUGAAGUUGAAGAUUUAUAUAGACUACUAAAAAAAGUCAAGGACAAAGAAAAUAUUGAAGCUGUUGCCUCUGGUGCUAUCUUUAGUGAUUAUCAACGAAUAAGAGUUGAAAAUGUUUGCAGUAGAUUAGGAUUGGUUUCACUUUCUUACCUAUGGAGGAGAGAUCAGGAACAACUCUUAAAAGAAAUGAUUGAAUGUUCUGUAAAUGCAGUUAUUAUUAAAGUUGCUUCAUUAGGUUUGGAACCAAGGCAUUUGGGUAAAUCCAUCUCCGAGAUGCAGCCACAUCUCACCAAAAUGAAAGAAAAAUAUGGACUAAAUGUUUGUGGCGAAGGAGGUGAAUAUGAAACAUUUACCUUAGAUUGUCCUUUAUACAUCAAAAGCAUAGUUGUAGAUGAAUAUGAAAGUGUGGUGCAUUCUAAUGAUGAAAUUGCACCAGUUGGGUACCUGAAUUUUAAAAAAAUACAUCUUGAAAAUAAAAAUAAUGGUUUAGAGAAAUUAUCACUUCAAGAAAGACUGAAAAAUAUAAUGGUAAAAACUCCACUCGAUUAUAUUUCUGAAAUAGUUGGACCAGAAUUGCAAGAUGGCUGCAACUUAUCUGAUGAAGAAAAUGAGGAGCAGGAGAAAGAUAACAACGACCCACAAGCGACAAAUACUGUUACAGGCCAACUAAACCCUCCAAGCCUACAAGAUGAAACGUUCGAAACUGAAGAAUACCCAGAAAAUCCAUGUGUCAGUAGGAACCAAACUGGCUGGUACUGGUUUGGUAGUAUUGUUGGGAGAAAUUCAGAACCAAAGCUUGCUAUGGCCGAAGCAUUAGACAAAUUAAUAGAUCUAGUCAAAAGAGAAAAUCUUGAUAUAUCUGAUAUUGUUGCUGUGACAAUGUUUUUGAAAGAUUUAUCUACUUACGCAGAUAUUAACGAAAUUUACGUGUCAAAAUUGGCAAAAGUCAAUCCUCCGGUGAGGGUGUGUACAGAAAUUCCCAAUAAUUUUCACAUUGUUUUGGAUGCAUUAGCUUAUAAAAAAAUCGAAGAAGAAGACGAAAAGAGCGAUAAGAAAACGCAUAAGAGACACACGAUGCACGUUCAAAGCAUAAGCAAUUGGGCACCUGCCAAUAUCGGACCUUAUUCGCAAGCAGUUCGAGUAGGCGAUAUAAUCAGUGUCGCUGGACAAAUUCCAUUGAUCCCAGGAAAUAUGUCGAUUCUCGAGUCAAAUAUCAAGCGCCAGUGUCGGCUGACGUUGAGACACAUCAACCGCAUCGUCAAGGCCAUGGACUCAAACACCGAAUUGAGACAUAUUGUGCAGGGCAUUUGCUUUCUCACUCAUCCCAACUCGAUACCUGCCGCGCGAAAAGAAUGGGAAAAGCGCACUAACAAUGCCAUAGUCGAUUAUGUGGUGGUUACAGGUCUUCCACGUGGUGCACAGGUCGAAUGGUGCGUUUGGGCUCAUCGUGACAACAAUAGAUUUGAAUACGAAGAGACCGGCAAGUGCGUUGGCAGCUUCAAAGUGGCCAUUAGAAGGAGGUGGAACUACGAGAAUAACGUUUCAGCCAUCGUGUGUUACCUAUCGACUGGUUCGUCCAAUUCAACCGGGAACUUGACCACAGAAACGACAGUCUCAUCGUCGGACUUUACGCUGCCAGAAUUGAUCGAGGCGUUCGAGUACCUGCUGUGCAAAUUAACUAAAGGCUCACAGGUGGAAAAUCCCUCGUGCAAUUUGCGUAUAUUUUAUAAACUUGGUAGCCUGCCAGGACCUAGCUUUAUACAGCAGGCCCUAAACCACUUUGCUGAUCGCAAUCUUGUCACGACUAUUAUACCAACGCGGCAUUUGCACAACUUCAGUACUUUUCUGUCUGUGUGCGGCAUCAGGCACGAAUAAUGGGAAUACUUGAUUUUUUGAACGUUUAUAUAUUGCAUAUAUGUACGGAUGACUUGUACUCUUUCUCUCUUUUUCGUAUGCUUAUUGAUAUACUAUCAGUUAUUGCAUAAAGUGAAAAUUUGAAUGAGCCAUGAACAGAUGUAAUGUCUUACAUAUGUAUGAGCACAAUGUUAAAAAGUCUAUUGUGAUAAGUUUUAAUGAACUUGUCCGUUUGUUUUGAGUUUUUAUUCUUAUUUCAUGUAUAUUUUAUUGAGCUCAUAUUUCUCAAAAGUUGAUAAAACUCGUUGUUGAGAUAAGUUCUUUAUUUGUAGUAUACAACCCAAUAAAAUGAUGGAUGAUUAGAAAACUGAA